Molecule: messenger RNA, 530 nt
Organism: Dermacentor silvarum
Lineage: Eukaryota; Metazoa; Arthropoda; Arachnida; Ixodida; Ixodidae
Exons: 4
Coding region: 33-530 (165 amino acids)
Source: RefSeq, a predicted model, not a curated record
UGACAACUACGGCGGCAGAACCCCAUUCGGAGAUGACCACGAGGCCCAAACCAGUCAAGCCCAGGACGAUAGCCACACCGCAGGUCUCCAACGCGACUGGUGAUGAAGGCAGCACUGGCCACGCUACAACUACGACCCGGAUGCCCCUGGUGUGCACCGUGGGCAGCAAGGGCACCGCGUUCAGCAUGUUCCCUCCGACGGGGGUGUGCAGCCACGUGUUCUUCACGCACGUCCUGGUGUCGGGCGGUGCGCUUCACGCCACCGGCGACGGUGGCGGCGCCUGGGAAGACUUCGUACGCGCCAUGCAAGCGGAGGAGUUCGCGGAAUACCCGGCCGGCAUCUCCUUCGACAUGCUGUACGCCAUGACGCCGGCCUACCUGGAUGACCCCACAGUACACAAGGAACUCGAAGAGCUGGCUGCCGGCAGCAAUAUCAAACACUACGGCAUUCUCAAUGUCGUGACGCGUGCACCACAUCUCUACCACCUGGUGGCAGCUGUAGGAACUCUAAUUACGAACUCGGAGAACUAA